CAAAACUUGGCCCUAGUACGUAUAUAAACGAAGUAACAUGUAAAAAAUGAUUAGUUUUCAAUAUUAAGUGAGUGUGUUUAAACUGUAACGAAAGUAGUCCUCAAAUUUCUCAGAUAUGCGUGAACAAAUAGUAAUGGCGUCCUCCGUAGACGAGGAAGAGGUACACAGACACAGCGAUCUGAUGGAUUCCUGGUGGAGCCCAGAUGGUGCACUUUGGGGGUUGCAGCUGUUUAACAGCGUCAGAAUACCAUUCAUGGCAGAAGAAUUAUUAGCUUCAAGUGGUACAAAACUUACGUCGAAAUCUUUAAAGGGCAAAAAGGUUUUAGAAGUCGGGUGCGGUGGCGGCGUCGUUACGGAGGAGUUCGCAAAACUUGGUGCCGAGGUGACGGGAGUGGACCCUAGCCCUCUUUUAAUAGGUCUAGCAAAGGAACAUAGUAAGGUCGACGAAGUAGUUGCUGCCAAUAAACCGACAUACCUCAACACUACUAUAGAGGAACAUUCAAAACUGUUCCCAAACCACUAUGACGCAGUAGUAGCGUCGGAGGUGGUGGAACAUGUGGCCAAUUUAGACGUCUUUCUAGAAAGCUGCGUAUCGGCUCUGAAACCGGGUGGAAAGAUGUUCAUCACGUCCCCAAACAGAACUCGCCUGGCACAAUUCUGCAUAAUGGUUCUGGGGGCGCUGACGAUCAUACCAAUACAUCUUAUGACCUAUUCUAAAUUUAGGAAGCCUAGUGAAAUCUCGGCCAUAUUGGAGAGAAAUAACUGUAGAGUGGACAAAGUGAAGGGUUUGUUCUAUUUGCCUUUCAUACACAAGUUAAUUUGGGUGUUCUUCAAUAGCGUGUGGUACGCAAUGGCAGCUACUAAACAAGGACAUGCAACCUAAUUAUGCAAAUCAUGGGAAUAAUUUUGUUAUUGUGAUACCGUCUUUUGUUUUUGAUUGAAAACCUAUCAAUGUCAUAUUUAAAUUUAAUGAACAAAAUGUUUAAUUGUAUUGUUUUCUUAUAGCUGAAUAUAUGUAUAAUGAUAAACAACUAAUUGAUAAGCAAAUUGGGACAGAAAUAUAUAUAUUAAAUGUGACGUGCUAAAAAAUAAGUUGAUAUGAUCACUAAUAAAGAUAAGUUAAGUAAAUCAGGUUCGACCUUUUUUGAUUAAUAAAAGCUAUUUAAGAAAAGCUA
Messenger RNA from Pieris napi, 1175 nucleotides. RefSeq names its product ubiquinone biosynthesis O-methyltransferase, mitochondrial-like. Gene Ontology annotation, biological process: ubiquinone biosynthetic process. The transcript is spliced from 6 exons. The record is from RefSeq and is a predicted model, not a curated record. NCBI's taxonomy places the organism in Eukaryota, Metazoa, Arthropoda, Insecta, Lepidoptera, Pieridae. Bases 116 to 883 code for a protein of 255 amino acids. Gene Ontology annotation, molecular function: 2-methoxy-6-polyprenyl-1,4-benzoquinol methyltransferase activity.